Messenger RNA from Styela clava, 1290 nucleotides. The record is from RefSeq and is a predicted model, not a curated record. Lineage: Eukaryota; Metazoa; Chordata; Ascidiacea; Stolidobranchia; Styelidae.
AUGGUUUUGGAGAAAGAUGAAGAAUUCGAAAUUGAUUAUGUGUCUCCUGAAGAGGAUGAAGAGGCCACCACUGAAGACUCAGAUGCUGACAGCAAACUAAACUCUGAUGAUUCUGAUCAUGAUUUUAGUUUUGAUGAAGCAGAAGAAGAUGAUGUCUCCUCAUUGGAAAACACCUCAAUGCAUCUGUCAGAUUACUCUGACAUUGAAAUGGAUGAAGAUUGUCCCCCUCUUGAAUUACCAGAAUCUAGUAAAGACCUGCUGGUACCAAAUAACCUGGUAUUACCAGUGCUUGGUGUUUAUGAGACGCUUCGUCAUUUUCGUUCCUGUCUCCGUCUCUCUCCGAUGUUGUUUGAAGACUUCUGUGCUGCUCUCGUUGAUGAAGAGACUAAUAUUUUACUAACGGAGUGCUUCACAUCAGUUCUGAAAUCUAUUCUGAGAGAAGAAGAUUCUGCUGGAGUGUUAUUUGGACCUCAUGAUCAAAAAGACUCGAUAUGGGCGGCAGUUGGCUUUAUCGAUCACAUGACGUGGCCUGAAAUUGUUCGAGGAUAUCUUGAAAGCACUGGGGAACAUCCUGAAGCUUUGAAGAUUGCUAUGAAUCCUAAGUUUCCAAGAGUUAACGUGGAGGAUAAGGUUAAGGUCCUAAAGACACUCACAGACAUAUAUUUAACGUCGAAUAAGAUUAGAGACCAGUUAAUGACAGACGGAGUGAUACAUUACGAUGAUAACUGCAGAGUUUGCCACAAGUUAGGAGAUCUACUUUGCUGUGAAACUUGCCCUGCUGUGUAUCAUUUGGCUUGUUGUGACCCACCGUUAGUAGAGGUCCCAGACGAUGAAUGGCAAUGUGAAAUCUGCGUAGCUCAUAAAUUAAACGGAGUCUUUAACUGCGAACCCCAGCAGGAAUUCAAAAGUCAAUAUCUGAGACACGAACCAAUUGGAAUGGAUAGACAUGGAAAUAAGUACUGGUUCCUUGCUAGAAGGCUGAUUGUAGAGAGAGCAGAGGAAGUUCGUUAUUACUCAACAAUGGAACAAUAUGAAGAAGUUUUAUCAAAACUUGAUCCUGAUCGUUAUGAGAUUGUUUUGUUUGAGGCUCUCAAGGAUGUCACAGAAGAAUUUCCCAAACAGUGUAUUUUAACAGAAGAACUGACCAGGGAGGCAUUGCCUGAUGAAAAAACAACAAUGUAUCUUGAUGCAUUAAAAGCCCGUGUUAAACGAGAGAAGGAAGAAAAACUGGAACAAGAGCGACUGAAAAAAAUGGAAGAAGAAAAAAGAAAACAGAAGGAAGAGGAGUAA